Messenger RNA from Rhinichthys klamathensis goyatoka, 2345 nucleotides. It is a transcript of the gene rorb, whose product is annotated as RAR-related orphan receptor B. Gene Ontology annotation, biological process: regulation of transcription by RNA polymerase II. Gene Ontology annotation, cellular component: nucleus. The transcript is spliced from 10 exons. The record is from RefSeq and is a predicted model, not a curated record. Lineage: Eukaryota; Metazoa; Chordata; Actinopteri; Cypriniformes; Leuciscidae. Bases 84 to 1496 code for a protein of 470 amino acids. Gene Ontology annotation, molecular function: RNA polymerase II cis-regulatory region sequence-specific DNA binding; nuclear receptor activity; zinc ion binding.
CACUCACACUUCCAAACCUCUGAGCUUCAUACUGCGGUCUCAAGUCAGGUGUGUGUUUGCGUCAACAGUGCUUCUGUCUAAAAAUGAAGACAGAUGUUGUAGCCCAAAUUGAAGUCAUACCAUGCAAAAUCUGUGGAGACAAGUCAUCAGGCAUCCACUAUGGAGUCAUCACAUGUGAAGGCUGUAAGGGUUUCUUUAGGCGCAGUCAACAGAACAACGCCUCCUACUCCUGUCCCCGUCAGCGCAACUGCCUAAUUGACCGAACAAACCGCAACCGCUGCCAGCACUGUCGGCUCCAAAAGUGCCUGGCUUUGGGCAUGUCCCGGGAUGCUGUUAAGUUUGGCCGCAUGUCCAAGAAACAGAGAGACUCCUUGUACGCAGAGGUUCAAAAACACCAGCAGAGGCUGCAGGAGCAGCGGCAGCAGCAGACGGGCGAAGCGGAGGCCCUCGCUCGUGUUUACUCCUCCAGUCUCACCAACGGCCUCAGCACCCUCAACCAUGAAAUUGGAGGGACAUACGCCAAUGGUCACAUUAUAGACAUGCCCAAGGGUCAGACGAACGGCGCUCCUGGAGGUUACUAUGGCAUGGACUCCACACAGGCCAGCCCGGAUCAGUCUGGACUGGACAUGACUGGAAUGAAGCAGAUCAAGCAGGAACCCAUAUAUGAUCUCACUCCUGUUCCCAACCUUUUCACCUACGGCUCCUAUCAGGAUAGCCAGCUAGCACCUGGAGUGUCUAUGGGGGAAUUAGACCGAAUUGCACAGAACAUCAUAAAGUCCCACCUGGAGACGUGUCAGUACACAGCGGAAGAGCUUCAGCAGCUAGCCUGGCAGACGCACUCCUAUGAAGAGGUCAAGAUGUACCAAAGCAAGACACGGGACGUGUUGUGGCAGCAGUGUGCUAUGCAGAUAACUCAUGCCAUUCAGUAUGUGGUCGAGUUUGCUAAGCGCAUCACUGGCUUCAUGGAGCUUUGCCAGAACGACCAGAUAUUGCUGCUGAAAUCAGGUUGUCUGGAGGUUGUGCUGGUCAGAAUGUGCCGGGCAUUCAACCCUCUCAACAACAUGGUUCUGUUUGAGGGGAAAUAUGGAGGCAUGCAGAUAUUUAAAGCUCUAGGUUGUGACGACCUGGUCAGUGCGGUGUUUGACUUUGCCAAGAGUUUGUGUUCACUGCAGUUAACGGAAGAGGAGAUCGCCCUUUUUUCUGCUGCGGUGCUCAUUUCUACAGACCGGCCUUGGUUAAUGGAGCCCAGGAAAGUGCAGAAGCUACAAGAGAAAAUCUACUUUGCCCUGCAGCACAUCAUGCAAAAGAACCAUCUGGACGAGGACGCCCUGGCCAAGCUGAUUAGCCGGAUCCCUACGCUGUCGGCUCUGUGCACUCUCCACACGGAGGAGCUUCAGGCCUUCCAGCAGCUCCACCCAGAGACCGUUAACAUGCUCUUUCCUCCUCUCUAUAAGGAGCUUUUCAAUCCUGAUGCCGCUGGUGUCAUGCCCAAAUGACCAGACACGUUUACCCACACACUUCUACGUCUUUCAUUUAACAAUCGACAGGCUGUCCCUGGAAGGUGUUGCAGAAGAUGAACACCGUGGCGCAGCAUCCGCAGAUUUUGGAGCCACACAACAACAACAACAAACUCUAGGAAUGUUCUGCACUUCAAAAAAACAACUCAAUUUCACCGGUACAGUCAUAAGAAUGUAUAUAUGCGGCAGCAGCAAAAGGCGCCUUCAGUUUGACAAGAAAUGUACAGACUUUAGGACAAUUUAAGCUGUCUUUAAAUUGGGUAAGUUAAUUUGUUCAAUUUGAUUUCUCUCUUUUUUAUAUAAAAUAUUGUUAUAUUGAAAUGAGAAGGUGGGGAGUGCAUUCAAAAAUGAUAAUGUAGUAAUUUCUUUAGUACAAAGCGGUAUUCCAGUAUUACAUUUUGUUCUGUUAAUAUUUUAGUCAUAAUUUAAAAACAACGGUGGCCUGAAAGGCCCGUACCUUGUCAAUGUAAUUUUUCGUAUUUGUUUUGUAGUUUUACCUGUACAUAAUAUGUGAAAUUGAAACUGGUAUAAGGUUAACGGGGGACUAACUUUGUUUGGUCACGUUUAAAAGCCUUGUCUGGGCUAUGUAGAUAUGUAUAAACAGCACCACAUUAAUCCUACCACUAAGGAUUUUUGAAGUGGAAAAAUAAUUGAUAAUGAUUAUUUUCCAUACGAAAAUAUAGAGAUAUAUAUUUUACAAAAAUUGUAUGGCUGAUUACCAUCUUGUCAGUCAUAGAUGCAAUAACAGUUUCUGUAACUGCUGAAAAACAAUCCAGUCAAAUGUGACAUUAUGGGAAGCCCUCAGAACUACUUCGAAUCUAUAAUCCC